Owenia fusiformis is the source of this 1876-nucleotide messenger RNA. The record is from the annotation of a GenBank genome assembly. NCBI's taxonomy places the organism in Eukaryota, Metazoa, Annelida, Polychaeta, Sabellida, Oweniidae.
UCCCUGUUCAGAUGAACAGGAAAAUGCAAUUAAGAUAAACACAUAGCCUGAUUGCUCAAACAUAUCAGAAUAUAUUGUAACACCAGUCAGGAAACUACACCAUUAGAGUGGAAAAUGUUAUUCGUAACCUGCCUUGUAUACUUUUUGACUGCGGAACCAUUAUUCGGAAUCGACAUUGACAAAUUAGCAAUCUUAUUCCAAGAGGAGACUGAGAACAUUGAGAAAAAUCAAGGAGACGUGAACAAUAUAGAACGUAAGAUGCAAAAAACGAUGAGUAGAAUAAAGGGUGAUCGAGAUGAGUUUAUGAUGGAAAGGAGUGGAAAUUCCAUCGAGCGCCUACCUGAGGGUUUCAGGAGUUUUGAAGAAGCUAGAUGUGGACCACAAGAUAAUCCAAAAACCCUGAAUGGUGAUCUGUGUGUCAUACUCCAAAAGACAUGUCACAUCACUGAGGAAGAGUUUGAAUUUGCGAGACAGACGUUAGAAGAAGCUGUCGAAAGAUUCGGGUCAGAUAUAUCUAUGACUCUUAUAACAUACAGGAAUGAUAUAGAGGUUGUUAUUCCAUUCCAACCAAUAUCUGGUUCCGUACUGCUAACGAUUCAAGAACUGGAAUUUCAAAAUCAAGGCCGAAAUAACAGGUUCAAAUGCGAGCAUUGUCAAGCACUGACCUACAAGGCUCUAGAGAAAUGCAUAGAGACAUUAGAAACUGAGGGUAGGGAUGAUCGAUAUUACCCAAACAUAGUGUUGUCAUUUACCGAUGGAGUGACAUUUAAGAAUAAAUUCAACUGGGAAGCUGAGCGAAAGAAAACGCUGGAGGAGGCUAAAAAGAUAAAAGAUAUGAGGAUGAUAAGCAUUGUGACAACUUUCAACAACACAGCUGGAAGCUAUACGGGGGAAAAGGAAUGGAACGCUCUACAUAUCCCAAGUACGGUACCCGGGGUACAGGCGGUGGGACCCAUCGAUAUAUCAAAUCCUCAAGCUGCUUUCGAAUUCACUGGCGCAAUACCUAUACUGAGCGAUGAAAUUAUGAACGACGAAAUACAAAAUGAUGAAUUACCCAGUCUGCCAGGUUUACCAAGUCUCCCAGGUGGUUCUUUCCUCGGGCAUUUCAUUCAUCAAGCUUUUCCUGGAUGCCCAGACCCCUGUACCCAGUUUGCCGAUAUCGCACUCAUCAUUGACCGUUCAAAUAGUAUAUUAGAUCCCGAUAUUGAACGCGUUCUUAGGUUUUUUACAUUUUUUAUCAAUGAGUCAACAAUUAACCAGGAAACAGGGUUGCAGUUUGCAGUUUACACAUACAACAAGGACGUUUUCCAGCAUGCUUUUUUGACAAGAGAUACGACCAAAGAAUCUCUGCUGAAAAUCAUGGAUGCAAUUCCAAGAGAAACAGCAAAAUAUACAGAGACUGGAAAGGCGAUUAGAUUGGCAACGAAUCAUUUGAAUCAGUAUAACAGGCGAGGAGCUAGGAAAACAAUACUUAUCGGUACUGACGGACGAACUUGGCCAGAGGGCAGUCGGUAUACGAAUUCCAGGAGCACAAUUGCUGCCGCAAAAUUAGCCAAACGAAAUAAUAUUGACAUUUUCGUCCUCGGUCAGCCAAACGAGAGGGGUGCUAACACUGGAAUGAGCGAGUGGACGCAAAUAGCCAGUGAGCCCAUUGGUUGCACGAUUGUCAACAUGCAGAUACCUGGCUUUAACUACGAACACUUGUACCUGGCUGGUGUGGCACUUACAAAUGAGUUAUGUAAAAAGGACGACUCUGCAAGCGCUUGUAUAUUUGAAUAUACUGGAAAUUAUACCCAACCUGAUGAAGACAUGGAACCAACCUCUUAAAAGACAUAUCAUGUUGUAUAUUAUUAUAAAUAAAACUGAGUUCAAAAAC